AUGUCGAGAUCCUCUUGUUCUAUGGUUAGAAACAGGGUAUAUCAGUUUUUGUCUUGGAAUGUACGGGGGCUCAAUGACCCCGCCAAAUAUUUUCGUUCUGUUGGUGCUACUGGGGCCAAGGGGGGCCUACUCACAGCCUGGAAUCCUUCUCUUUUCGAUCUCAUUGAUGAACGGGCUGACACUUUUUCUCUCUCUGUUGCCCUGCGAAGGAAAUCGGAUGGAAGGGUACUCUCGGUCUCCAACAUCUAUGGUCCUGCUUGUGCUACUUUUCAGCAAGAAUUUUUCCGGCAACUCAGAUCCCUCGAGCAUUUUUCUAGAGGGGUUUGGGUCGCAUUGGGGGAUUUCAAUACUCUCCUCUCACCUCUCGACAAAAAUGGGACCCUAUCGAGCCCCACUCACACUCUGUUGUUCAAGGAGCUCGUCAGAGAUUUAGGCCUAUUCGAUCUCCCCCUCUUAAACAAAUCCUAUACCUGGACCAAUGCUAGGCGCUCUCCCACUCUCGAGCGGCUCGAUCGCGCUCUCAUCUCGCAGGAUUGGCAACUUCUCUUUCCCCUCUCCUUCUUAAGAGCGCUUCCCCGGCCCCGAUCCGAUUACUCGCCGAUUGUCCUCUCGGCGCAUACUUUUAUGCCGUCACCUAAUCUGUUCAGGUUCGAAUCCUUCUGGUUCCGGUGCCCGUCCAUUGGUAGCAUCAUCAACCAAGCCUGGAGCUCGUCGGGGCCCUACUCGAACCUCGUUCAGCGUUUUGCCUCGAGAAUCAAGAGCGUCCAACUGGCCCUCCGAUCUUGGUCGGCGGGGCUCACCACUUUAAUCAAGGUUGAGUCUGACUUAUCCCUCGCCUGGAUUGAUUGGCUCGAUCGGGCUGAGGGAACCAGGGCCUUGACUGAAGCAAAGUGCAGUUGCCUUGGAGUCGAGCAGCCGCCUCGCGCGACUGUCAAUCUGGUCUCUCUCUACGGCGGAGAGGACUUUGAUCUUUCUAGUCUCCAAGCCCCCUUCACUGUUGACGAAGUUGAGUUGGCCAUCUUUCUUUGUGCACCGGAUAAGGUCCCGGGCCCGGAUGGCUUCCCGAUGCUCUUCUACCAAAGAUUCUGGAGCAUCCUCAAGGCGGACGUCAUGGAGUUAUUCGAGUGCUUUUAUAAUGGGACCUUGGACCUGAGUGGACUUAACUGCAGCUGGAUCUGCCCUAUCCCAAAGAAAAAAUCUGUUGUCUCCGCAAGGGAUCUUCGGCCAAUUAGUCUGGUACACAGUUUGCCCAAGAUCUUCUCGAAAGUGUUUACAACCAGACUUCAAUGCUUUAUGGAUAAGCUUAUCAACCUCUUUCAAGGGGCAUUCAUCAAAGGCCGCUAUAUCUUCGAUAACUUUCUUACUGCGCAUAUCCUUAUCCAUCAUCUUCACAACUCCAAACAGCAGGCGGCCCUCCUCAAAAUCGAUUUCGAGCGCGAUCACAUCAAUUGGCACUUCCUUUUGGAGCUGCUUUGA
Molecule: messenger RNA, 1476 nt
Organism: Ananas comosus (pineapple)
Lineage: Eukaryota; Viridiplantae; Streptophyta; Magnoliopsida; Poales; Bromeliaceae
Exons: 3
Coding region: 1-1476 (491 amino acids)
Molecular function (GO): catalytic activity
Source: RefSeq, a predicted model, not a curated record